This is a messenger RNA of Striga asiatica, 1919 nucleotides long. NCBI's taxonomy places the organism in Eukaryota, Viridiplantae, Streptophyta, Magnoliopsida, Lamiales, Orobanchaceae. The record is from the annotation of a GenBank genome assembly.
CACGACUGCACUUUUCACUUUCCCUGUUUUCUGCGCCUCUUUCUCUCUCUAGAACCCAUUAUAAUCCUCUUCCAUCACAACGCUUUCCCCCAUUUUAGAGAUUUUGUAGUGGGAUUUACAUAUUUUAAUUGUGGGUUUUACUUAAAUACUCCGUAUUGAAAAUCUUGAUUUGAAGAAGUUGCUUGCUUUGUGGCCGAUUUAUCUUUUUUUCUUCCUCCGAUUUGAUCGAUCGAUCGACGCAUGAGCGGGUUGGUACAGCUGGAUUUUUCUCCUAAUUCCAACCAUUUUAAUUUUAUCCAGUUGUCGGGGACCUGUAAUUUUUUAUUGUUCCUCUUGUUAUUGAGAUUAAGCUCAAUCAAUUUGAAGAUUGAUAAUAGUUUGAUCAAUUUGUCUAAUCAUGGAUUCGAGGGAAAACAGGAGUAAUCUCCAGUCGCAAACAGGUCCUUGCUAUUCGACCUUGGGGAGAAGAUCGGUAGCCUCGCCAUCUGUCAUCGUCAUAGGUGCCGGAUUUGCAGGCAUUACAGCUGCACGUGCUCUUCAUGAUGCCUCAUUCCAGGUUACUGUAUUGGAAUCACGGGAUAGAAUUGGUGGCCGAGUGCAUACGGAUUACUCAUUUGGUUUCCCUGUUGAUUUGGGUGCUUCAUGGUUACAUGGUGUUUCCAAGGAGAACCCAUUAGCUUCGGUUAUUGGACGACUGGGACUACCACUUUAUCGAACUAGUGGGGACAAUUCGGUUUUAUAUGAUCAUGAUCUAGAAAGUUAUGCUCUUUUCGAUAUGGAUGGAACACAAGUUCCACAAGGUCUAGUCUCAAAGGUUGGGGAAACUUUCGAGACCAUUUUGAAAGAGACGGAUCUUAUACGGCAGGAGUUCAGUGAAGACAUGUCAAUACAUCGUGCAAUUUCAAUUGUUUUUGGCAGGAGACCAGAUUUAAGGCUGGAAGGGCUCGAACAUCAGGUUUUGCAAUGGUACCUAUGCAGAAUGGAAGGCUGGUUUGCUGCAGAUGCCGAGACUAUAUCACUUAAAGGCUGGGAUCAAGAAGAAUUGCUUCCUGGUGGGCAUGGGCUUAUGGUACGCGGAUAUCUUCCAGUAAUCAAUACACUCGCAAAAGGGCUAAACAUCCGCCUGGGCCACAGUGUCACUAAAAUAGAUCGACGCCAUAACGGAGUAAAAGUAACUGUAGAAGACGGUAGAACAUUUGUAGCAGAUGCAGCUAUAAUCACUAUUCCCCUCGGCGUUCUAAAAUCAAAUCGAGUCAAAUUCGAGCCGAGAUUACCCGAGUGGAAAGAGGAGGCAAUUAAGGACCUCGGUGUUGGGAUUGAGAAUAAAAUCGUCUUGAACUUUGAUAAUGUCUUUUGGCCGAACGUUGAGUUCUUGGGAGUAGUUGCUGAGACUUCUUACAGCUGCAGUUAUUUCCUUAAUCUGCACAAAGCCACGGGUCAUCCGGUACUCGUUUAUAUGCCGGCUGGAAAAUUGGCCCGUGACAUUGAGAAGAUGUCAGAUGAGACUGCCGCUAAUUUUGCUUUCACGCAACUUAAGCGAAUCCUUCCAAAUGCUUCUGAACCGAUUCAGCACCUCGUCUCUCAUUGGGGCACGGACAAGAACUCGUUGGGCUCAUACAGCUAUGACACUGUCGGCAAAUCCCACGACCUUUACGAGAGGCUGAGGAUACCUGUCGACAACCUGUUCUUCGCUGGCGAGGCCACGAGUUUCGAUUACCCGGGUUCGGUCCACGGAGCCUACUCGACGGGCCUCAUGGCUGCAGAGGACUGCAGGAUGCGCGUCUUGGAACGUUAUGGUGAGUUGGACCUUUUCCAGCCUGUCAUGGCCGAGGAGAUCUCGGUCUCGGUCCCGCUCUUGAUCUCCCGUAUGUAAUGUAAGUAAAGAAAAAUUGGGGUCCUUUUUUAUUUUUUAUUUUUUA